Messenger RNA from Pan troglodytes (chimpanzee), 1832 nucleotides. It is a transcript of the gene YIPF3, whose product is annotated as Yip1 domain family member 3. The transcript has 9 exons. The record is from RefSeq and is a predicted model, not a curated record. NCBI's taxonomy places the organism in Eukaryota, Metazoa, Chordata, Mammalia, Primates, Hominidae. Gene Ontology annotation, cellular component: Golgi apparatus. The coding region runs from base 550 to 1497 and encodes 315 amino acids.
GUGUUCCGGCCGAUCCCACCUCUCCUCGACCCUGGACGUCUACCUCCCGGAGGCCCAGAUCUUGCCCACUCCGCGCGCGGGGCUAGCGCGGGCUUCAGCGACGGGAGCCCUCAAGGGACAUGGCAACUACAGCGGCGCCGGCGGGCGGCGCCCGAAAUGGAGCUGGCCCGGAAUGGGGAGGGUUCGAAGAAAACAUCCAGGUAAUGGCCCCAAGGCACCAGCUGCCAGCAACCGGAGGGCCGGCGAUGUCCAGAAGUGUCUUGGGGAUUCCCCCUCUGGGCCUGGAAGUCCGCUCCAUUUACAAAACUCUCUUCUUUGGGUCUUCGUGCACACUAAAGUCAGUGGAUUUACAUUGACCUGAAAGGGCCAGACUAGUACUCCAGCCUGAGGAUCUCGGGUUUCAGGGCCCGCCCGAGGCAUUAGGAAGAAGCAGUGGAAGAACAAAGCCCUAAACCCUGGGAUGAGCAGAGGACUUAAUGGAUGGAACAGAAAAGUCCUGCACUCUAGGAGCCAUUGUCUUCACAGGGCGGAGGCUCAGCUGUGAUUGACAUGGAGAACAUGGAUGAUACCUCAGGCUCUAGCUUCGAGGAUAUGGGUGAGCUGCAUCAGCGCCUGCGCGAGGAAGAAGUAGACGCUGAUGCAGCUGAUGCAGCUGCUGCUGAAGAGGAGGAUGGAGAGUUCCUGGGCAUGAAGGGCUUUAAGGGACAGCUGAGCCGGCAGGUGGCAGAUCAGAUGUGGCAGGCUGGGAAAAGACAAGCCUCCAGGGCCUUCAGCUUGUACGCCAACAUCGACAUCCUCAGACCCUACUUUGAUGUGGAGCCUGCUCAGGUGCGAAGCAGGCUCCUGGAGUCCAUGAUCCCUAUCAAGAUGGUCAACUUCCCCCAGAAAAUUGCAGGUGAACUCUAUGGACCUCUCAUGCUGGUCUUCACUCUGGUUGCUAUCCUACUCCAUGGGAUGAAGACGUCUGACACUAUUAUCCGGGAGGGCACCCUGAUGGGCACAGCCAUUGGCACCUGCUUCGGCUACUGGCUGGGAGUCUCAUCCUUCAUUUACUUCCUUGCCUACCUGUGCAACGCCCAGAUCACCAUGCUGCAGAUGUUGGCACUGCUGGGCUAUGGCCUCUUUGGGCACUGCAUUGUCCUGUUCAUCACCUAUAAUAUCCACCUCCACGCCCUCUUCUACCUCUUCUGGCUGUUGGUGGGUGGACUGUCCACACUGCGCAUGGUAGCAGUGUUGGUGUCUCGGACCGUGGGCCCCACACAGCGGCUGCUCCUCUGUGGCACCCUGGCUGCCCUACACAUGCUCUUCCUGCUCUAUCUGCAUUUUGCCUACCACAAAGUGGUAGAGGGGAUCCUGGACACACUGGAGGGCCCCAACAUCCCGCCCAUCCAGAGGGUCCCCAGAGACAUCCCUGCCAUGCUCCCUGCUGCUCGGCUUCCCACCACCGUCCUCAACGCCACAGCCAAAGCUGUUGCGGUGACCCUGCAGUCACACUGACCCCACCUGAAAUUCUUGGCCAGUCCUCUUUCCCGCAGCUGCAGAGAGGAGGAAGACUAUUAAAGGACAGUCCUGAUGACAUGUUUCGUAGAUGGGGUUUGCAGCUGCCACUGAGCUGUAGCUGCGUAAGUACCUCCUUGAUGCCUGUCGGCACUUCUGAAAGGCACAAGGCCAAGAACUCCUGGCCAGGACUGCAAGGCUCUGCAGCCAAUGCAGAAAAUGGGUCAGCUCCUUUGAGAACCCCUCACCACCUACCCCUUCCUUCCUCUUUAUCUCUCCCACAUUGUCUUGCUAAAUAUAGACUUGGUAAUUAAAAUGUUGAUUGAAGUCUGGAA